CUUUAGACUAUAACCAAAAACUUAUUUUUUACUAUAUAAAUUUAUCAAUCACUGCUUUGUUUCGUGAACUUGGAGCGUCUCACUUUCACUCAUUUCUUGGCUAAAGCCCUUUCAUCUGGUACGAAUCAUAAACAAACCAAUCUACUUUCUAUUCCGAUAUCAUCUGAAUCCGCUUUUGAAGUCUUUCAUCAACAAUCUGCUUUUCUUCUGUAAAACCAGAACCUAAAGUCAACGUUUUAACCCAAAAUCUACUUCUUGUUUUACUAGCAAAAUGCCUCAACAUGCCUUCAUUUUCAUUCUCACGUUAACUCUUCUGCUUUCUAGUUUUCACGUCUCUUUUGGUGGUUUACUAGCUAAUGUAGUCAGCGGUUAUGACCAACCGUUAAAACCAGGAGAGUAUGCAUCCUCCAACACUGUACCGGCAUUUCCGGUCCAGACAGAGUCCGCCACCUGCCGUUUAGACCUCUCAGCUGAGCUUUUCGGCGGUGUGAAUGAUGCCUGUGGGCGUAACCUAGACCGGAGCAGGUGCUGUCCUGUACUAGCUGCGUGGCUCUUUGCGGCUCACGCACGCUACGCUCUCCAGGUCCCGGCGGAGGCUCCAGCCGCGGAAUCAGAUCUUCCCAUGAUGCCUGACGACUCGCAGAAGUGCGUGAACUCCCUGCAAGGCGCGUUGGUCAGCAAGAACGUGAAGAUUCCGCAACCCAAUGCGAGUUGCGAUGCGAUUUUGUGUUUUUGUGGGAUUAGGCUGCAUCAAAUCAGUUCGCUUAGCUGCCCGGCUGCGUUCAACGUAACGGCUGAGUUUCGAAACGUAACUCCAACUGCUGCCGUUAAGAACUUGGAGAAGAACUGCAAAAAUUCUUCAUAUACUGGCUGUACUAAAUGCCUGGGCGCCCUUCAAAAGUUAACGGGUGGACAUAAGAACAAAACGGAAGAAGACGUCGAUAGCAGGGCGACCAAGAUGUUCAACAGAGAUUGCCAGCUAAUGGGGCUGACAUGGCUGUUGGCACGUAAUAAAACAGCCUACAUUCCCACCGUUUCGGCGGUGCUGCGAGCCAUCAUGUACAGUGCCCACCCACCACACGAAUCCAAGUGUAGCCCCGAUCAAGAGAAUAUGCCUUUGGCUGUUGAUUCUCUGCAGUUCGAAAACUCUCAAUCCUCUUCGUCUUUACCGUCAUAUUCAUGGCCUCAAAGCUUCCAUGCUAUUUUGUUUCCAUUGUUGCCCCUAAUCAUUCUACUUUCUGCUGCAUUUGUUUAGAGUCAACGGUAGUGGUGAGGCCGGCCACUGUAUAAUUCUUGUGUCUGUGGAGGUCACGUGAAGCGGUUGAAGUGAAGCUAUGACUUGGGAGACAAAAGGGCAAUGCGGGUCAUUUUUGCGCUUUUGGUCACUGUAAAUUUCAGGCUGGUUUCCAUGUCGCUUUUGACAUAUAGUACAAGGAGGAUUUCUUGCCCAGUUACUGUUGUCAUUUAUAUUUUAUAUAUUUUUAUGCUUUUUGCAAAUUGUUUUUGCUAUUUGUCACUUUAUAUUUAUUUUUUGGCGUUUUGGCCUUUCUUAGAUAAUUAUUGGAUUGAGUUUCGAAGGCA
Mangifera indica (mango) is the source of this 1581-nucleotide messenger RNA. RefSeq lists its product as uncharacterized. The coding region runs from base 272 to 1255 and encodes 327 amino acids. NCBI's taxonomy places the organism in Eukaryota, Viridiplantae, Streptophyta, Magnoliopsida, Sapindales, Anacardiaceae. The transcript is spliced from 2 exons. The record is from RefSeq and is a predicted model, not a curated record.